Messenger RNA from Ostertagia ostertagi, 972 nucleotides. The record is from the annotation of a GenBank genome assembly. NCBI's taxonomy places the organism in Eukaryota, Metazoa, Nematoda, Chromadorea, Rhabditida, Trichostrongylidae.
AUGCAUUUUAUAUUUACAUUUCCGAUCACUGGUAAUCCUGUGAGGGUUUUCACGGUCGAGUCGUUCGAACAACUCGACAAGUCGCUCGCCGAUUCACUCACAUGGGACAUGUGCAAAACUGAGUUCAGUAAGUCAUUUUUCCUUGCCCACCAAAAUUUUCUUCCUUACGAAGAGGAUGAGCUCACACUUACAUAUUUAGCACGUCCCACUCAUCUUUUCGUGCUGAAAACUCGUAAAGGGGGGCCUGGCACUCCGGACAUCAUUUGUGGCCCAGAUCGUGUCGGAGUUCGAGCGUCCACCAAGAAGCCGUUCGACGGCUACGUUUUCGUUAUGGACCAUUUCCAUCAGGAAGAAUGUCGAGCAGGUCCGGAGAAGUUUUCCGAUUCAAGAAGCAUCGGCAUCACCGUGCCAUUUAUGACCAAGGUCGAUCAAAUGGUGAAAAUUCAGUGCUUCUAUAUGGAGGCUGACAAAAGAGUCACCGUACCACUAUCCGUCAGUAUGAUUACCACUCAGUUCCGUGAGAAAAGUGUAUCAAAUGCCGCAAUGCUCGUACACUCUCAGAAAAGGCAGCCCAAAUGGCGAAAUCGUCCGUUAUGCGACACUUGGAGAAAGCGUUUUUCAUCGGUGAGUUGGGAGUGCAUAGAAGUUGAGAAAAAGGACACGUUUGGAAUGCUGGUUCACUCGUGCUAUGUGGAUAAUGGAUUCGGCGAUCGAGUCGAUAUACUCGGACCAAAAGGGUGUGGUCUCGACGCUGUCCUCUUAUCGACGCCAGAGUAUGACAGUUCACUUCGUCUCGCGACCAAAGCCUACCACGUCUUCAAAUACGCUGACCGUCCAGUUUUGCAAUUCCAGUGUCAGAUAACGCUGUGCCUAAAGUAUGACGGUGGUUGUGACGGUAUCACCCCUCCAAAAGACUGCCCUUCACUGCCUGGUGAAGAUGGCCAUCACCAUCAUCACGGACGUCGAAGAAAG